Actinia tenebrosa (Australian red waratah sea anemone) is the source of this 963-nucleotide messenger RNA. RefSeq lists its product as uncharacterized. The record is from RefSeq and is a predicted model, not a curated record. Lineage: Eukaryota; Metazoa; Cnidaria; Anthozoa; Actiniaria; Actiniidae.
AUGCAGAUAAUGCCAGAGGCACAUGAAAAAAUGAAAAAGAAAGUAGAGAGUGACCAGGAAUUUAGGAAGAGAUUCACAUCAGAACGUUCGCGACAGUUUGACCUUCUGAAAAAGGAAGAGAAACUUUUCCAGAAGGUUGACAGCUGCUCAAACAGGUACAGCAAGAUUUUGCAACCGAAUUACACUGUGAAACCAGGUGACGGAAGACAAAUAAACCACGCCAUUGAUGAACAUUCUAUCAUUAUAAACAAGCUCAAUGACACACUYGACGAAAUUAAAAAACAUGACAACACAUUGUUCAGCACAAAUGGGAGAAACCUAAAGGAAGGGAGCACAUUCCAACAUGAAUUUAAUGCAAAACGAAAAGCGGGCAUUGAAAAAGUAAUUGCUAAUGUGACUGAACACAAAGAAGCAUUACAGCGGCUGCUGGACGACUGCAAACGGAUUUUUAAAGGCUCUGCACAGAAGUUUACCUCAGAGAAGAGAAAGAAGAAAGAAAAUAAGAGGAAAACAAAAAAKAGAAGACAGCAGCGAUAUGAUGCCAAUAUUAAGCGAGUAUACAGUAUUUGUAUAUCAAAUCCAAUAGAUUCUGAACUCCCCAACUUCUUUUCUUACCCUCCAUCCAUCAAGGUCCCCGAACUAUUCAUUGCUGUCGAAAACAUUGCUUCGGUGAAAGGCGGCAUAGAAGMAAAGUGUGUCGCUCAAAUAGUUGCAAAUCACCUCACAAAUGCAGCUGCUAGUAGACUGCUCACAAAUUUACGAACAAAGAUAGCGGAUGAAGUCUUCUCUCACCUUUAUCCUGAAGAGCAGGACACCAAUUCAAAUACUGAUGCCCAUAUUGAAGUUGGUUUACAUGACAGUGAGGACAAUGUCAAUGAUGAUACUGAUGAAAAUGAAUACAGCGAUGGUGACGUUGGUGCUGGCACUUAUGAAGAUGGCGAGAGUGAGGAGGAAGACUUUUAA